This is a messenger RNA of Cuscuta europaea, 1475 nucleotides long. Lineage: Eukaryota; Viridiplantae; Streptophyta; Magnoliopsida; Solanales; Convolvulaceae. The record is from the annotation of a GenBank genome assembly.
CAGGUUUUCAACAGUUUUUCUGCCCCAUUCUUCUUAACCUAAAUAAAUAAAGAAGAAUAAAAAACUGUCUCGACAGAUAUAAUAAACACACAUAUGUGAACAGGCCAUUUAUAUAUAUAACUAUAAUAAUAAUGGAGAUCAAAGCUGCUGCUUGUAUUUUAGUCCUAAUAAGCAUUGCUUUGCUCUCCUCCAGAGUGGAAUGUAUCCCUCGACGUGGCCUUACUGAGACGGUUUAUGAUAUUACUAACUAUGGGGCUAAACCUAAUGGUCAAGCAGAUAGCGCGAUGGCAAUGAUCCGAGCAUGGAACGCGGCAUGCAAAUCGACAGAGGCGGCGAGGGUAGUGAUUCCCAAGGGAACAUUCAAAGCCGGAGAGGUGAUUUUCCAAGGGCCGUGCACCGCCCCAAGCCCCAUCGUCAUUGAAAUCCAGGGCACGGUUGAGGCUAGCACCGACUUGAGUGACUUCUCUUCCAACUACUGGUUCGAGGUUGAACACGUUCAAGGAGUUGAAGUCACCGGCGGCGGAACCCUCAACGGUCGUGGUGAGGAGGUCUGGCGAUUUGCCGAUUCAGGCGAAAAAAUUAAGAACGCCCCUCUUCUUCCCGUGUCUUUGAUCUUCCAAGGUGUGAACAAUUCAGCCCUUCACGAUCUGAACUUUGUGAACAGCAAAGGGUUCCACAUAAAGGUGUCCGACUGCUCAGAGAUCAGCGUCUCGAAUCUGCAGAUAACAGCGCCUGGAUACAGCCCAAACACCGACGGCAUCCACAUCAGUGGCUCUACCAACGUCAACGUCACCGAGCUCACAAUCGGAACCGGCGAUGAUUGUGUUUCCAUAGGCGAUGGCAACACCAAUCUUCUCGUUACGAAGGUCACUUGUGGUCCUGGACAUGGCCUCAGUGUUGGAAGCCUGGGAAAGAGGCCGGAUGAAGAUAGCGUGAACGGAGUAACGGUGAGAAACUGCACUUUGAUUGGGACGACAAAUGGCGCGAGAAUCAAGACUUACCGCGCUUCCCCAAAGCUGGAGGCUACCGGUAUCACCUUCGAGGAUAUCAUCAUGCAAAAUGUCUCUAAUCCCGUCAUUAUCGAUCAAGACUACAGCUCCAAAGACCGAAUUGAGCCAUCGAACGUGAAGCUGAGUGACGUCCAUUUUCGGAACAUAAGAGGGACGGCGGCGAUAAAGAACCCGGCGAUCGCGCUGACGUGCAGCCAAGCGUUUCCUUGUGAAGGCGUGGAGUUGGAGGACAUUGACAUUGCGCCGGUGGAAGGCGCCGGCGGCGAUCUCAAGCCCAGCUCCUGCCUCAACGCCAAAACAGUUUUGAAGGGGAAACAAAACCCAGCUGCCUGCUAGCUAAGCUAGCUCAUUCAUCAAUACUCCAGCUACGCUAUGCAUGCCAGCUAGCUAGCUCACCGCACUGCCAAUUUACUAUACGUACCAACCAACGUUGUAUAUAUACACACAUGCAUAUACAUACAUACA